AUGAACGGGUCAGUGGCCAAAAAGACCCAAGACACGUUAGGGAAAGUUAUAAAGAAACCGCCGCUUACUGAAAAACUGCUCAGCAAACCGCCGUUUAGGUAUCUGCACGACAUAUUCAGUGAGGUGAUCCGGACCACUGGCUUCAUGAAGGGACUCUAUGCAGAGACUGAGAUGAAGUCAGACAAUGUAAAGGAUAAGGAUGCUAAGAUAGCGUUCCUGCAGAAGGCCCUAGAUGUGGUGAUGCUGGUGAACGGCGAGCCCCUGUCGGUCAAGCCAGCGCGCAUUGUAGCCGGCCAUGAGCCUGAGAGGACCAACGAGCUGCUACAGGCCAUCGCCAAGUGCUGCAUCAACAAGCUGUCCAGUGAGGAGGCGGUGAAGCGGGUGCUGGCCGGGGACAAGCUGGACCCCAAGGGGAAGGCCAGCUCCUCCCGGUCCCAGGACAAGGAGAACAGAGAGGGACGAGACCAAGUGGAGAAGGCGAUCCGAGAGCACAGCGCCGGGGGUUGGGAGCAGAAGGACCCAGACCUGCCCAAAGAGCAAGAGGGCAGGCGGGGCGACAAGGAAAAGGAGCGCCACCGCGACAGAGAAAGGUCAAAGAAGAGCCGCGAUCGAGACCGUACCAAAGACCGUGGCAAGGACAAGAGCCGGGACCGAGAGUGGGACAAAGACAAUGAAAGAGAGAAAGACGGAGAACGAGACAAGGAGAGGGACAGAGACAGGGAAAAAAGCAAAGACAAGGAGUCGCACAGAGGGAGAGACCGAGAGAGGGAUAAGGAGAAAGAUUUAAACCCGGAUAAACGGCGAGACAAGGGAGAGAAGGAGAGAGAGCUCCGACACAAACAGGGGGAGGAGAAAACCAAAGUGCCAGAGAAUGGUGACAAAAAGGCCAGAGCGUCAGAGGACACAAAACACAGACCACAUCCAGAGGAGCCCAGUAAAACGGCCAAACCUGAACCAGCGUCUGACAGUCCAGCCAGAAUACCUCGGCCUUCGUCUGCCAAGGGGCAGAGGCGCUGGCCCAAAGCAGGAGGCCAACAAGAAGAGUUUGACAGUGAAGAUGGAGACACUCCGUUGGCACAGAGGCCGGUCCCCCUGGAGAACGGAGAUGCCACAGACGCAGUGCCAGCCCACAUGGCCCACAGGAGGAUACCUCGGCCCAGCAGCGCCCGGCCUGCCCCUCCUCGGGUCAAGAGGCAGGAGAGCUACACUGACGUGACCCCAGCUGAAAGGCUGACCAGUGCCAAGCCCCCGGCGGCCGUCAUCACGGAGGGUAAGAAGCUUUCUGAGGAUGAAGAUGAGCAGUUUGUGGUGUUGGAGGCCGCCCCUCCUCCCCCCGACAUGCCCAAGAUGGAGCCAACAGUGGAACUCCAAGGCGAUGAGAAUCAUGGUGGGCUGGUGAAAAAAAUCCUUGAAACCACGAAAGACUUUGAAUCAUCACCAUCAUCUCCAAAGUCCAAAGACCAGACCCAGAGCCUGGUGUCGGAGGCGUCCAGGAAGAAGGAGCGGGACCUGGUGUCGAGGGAGAUUGAGCGGCUGCGCUCGUCCAUCCAGACAGUGUGCCGCAGCGCCUUGCCCCUCGGCAAGAUCAUGGAUUACAUCCAGGAGGACAUGGACGCCAUGCAGAACGAGCUGCACACCUGGAGGAGGGAGAACAAGGAACAUGCGCAGGCCCUGCUGCAUGAACAGAGAGUGACGGACAGCGCGGUGGAGCCUCUGAAGGCCGAGCAAGCCGAGCUUGAGCAGCUGAUCAAGGAGCAGCAGGACAAGAUCUGCGCCGUCAAGUCCAACAUCCUGAAGAAUGAGGACAAGAUCCAGAAGAUGGUAACCAGCAUCAACUUCUCCUCGCGAAUAUGAGGGGGAGCCAAGGUCCAAAUAAAGGAUUAUCGCCCUUAAAAAAGGACAGAGCGUUCAGGGUGAGCCUGGUUCUUACUUAGUCUGGUGAAGUCCGAAAUGGAGGCCUCAACUGCACUUUUACACACCCACACUGACUGACUGGUUAGGGGAGAGAGGGUUCGAAGUCAACCCCCUAGGGAGGGAGAGAGAGACGCAUGUUAUUUUGCUAGUGCUCCAUCCACUUUAAGUUGAUUAACACACCUUUACUACACUGAACAAAAAUAUAAACGCAACAUGUAUAGUGUUGAUACGAUGUUUCAUUAAAUUAAAAUAUCCAUACGAACUAUUACCAUAGUUCUCUCAAAUUUGAUGCACAAAUUUGUUUAGAUCUCUGUUAGUGAGCAUUUCUUCUUUUCUCCUCCAUUUCUCCAUCCACCUUAUAGGCGUGGCAUAUCAAGAAGCUGAUUAAACAGCAUGAUCAUUACACAGGUGCACCUUGUGCUGUGGACAAUAAAAAGCCACUUUAAAAUGUG
This is a messenger RNA of Salvelinus namaycush (lake trout), 2366 nucleotides long. Its product is annotated as TRAF3-interacting protein 1-like. The record is from RefSeq and is a predicted model, not a curated record. Gene Ontology annotation, biological process: intraciliary transport; regulation of microtubule cytoskeleton organization; cilium assembly. Gene Ontology annotation, cellular component: intraciliary transport particle B; ciliary basal body; centrosome. NCBI's taxonomy places the organism in Eukaryota, Metazoa, Chordata, Actinopteri, Salmoniformes, Salmonidae. Gene Ontology annotation, molecular function: microtubule binding. The transcript is spliced from 15 exons. The coding region runs from base 1 to 1854 and encodes 617 amino acids.